Messenger RNA from Durusdinium trenchii, 411 nucleotides. NCBI's taxonomy places the organism in Eukaryota, Dinophyceae, Suessiales, Symbiodiniaceae. The record is from the annotation of a GenBank genome assembly.
AUGGCUGCUUUGGAAGCAGCUGCACAGGUAAAGAUGCAAGCUGCUGUAGAGGAGAGGUCAUUGAAGCAAAGUGGGAGGUUUCGAUUGGUGGCUGACCCCAGCAUCCCAGUGACUGCAAUCCAAGGUGCCCUCACAGGGUUCUUGCAGUUCAAGCAGAAGAAGGAUCUAUGGAGUUUGAUCUGCCCACCCCCCACUGGCCCUAUGUCCUAUGGAUGGCACACAGCUCCUCAUGGAGAGUGGUUGUCCAAAGUUGCCGGUUUGCUUUUUGACUUGGUGAAAGUGUGUCCAAACACAAAGCUCACUCCUACCAAGUUGAGUGCGACCCUCAGGGCAAUGAAUACAAACAGGGACUUAGAGUUUUCUUCAAUGCCCAAAGGGAGAAAUGGCACAGGUGCAUGUCCAACUGCGUGA